Danio aesculapii is the source of this 1810-nucleotide messenger RNA. RefSeq names its product DNA-directed primase/polymerase protein. Gene Ontology annotation, molecular function: DNA-directed DNA polymerase activity; chromatin binding. Lineage: Eukaryota; Metazoa; Chordata; Actinopteri; Cypriniformes; Danionidae. Gene Ontology annotation, biological process: replication fork processing; mitochondrial DNA replication; error-prone translesion synthesis. The transcript is spliced from 14 exons. Gene Ontology annotation, cellular component: nucleus; mitochondrial matrix. The record is from RefSeq and is a predicted model, not a curated record. The coding region runs from base 177 to 1640 and encodes 487 amino acids.
CUCAAAAUACGUCAAUGUUUCGGACUGUACACAUGCAAAAACAAAACAGCAAAGGACUAUAAAGGAAAAAUUACAAGUGACUGCAGUUUUCCUGAGCUCUUGUUCUACUGUUCUCUGAAGAUUAAAUCACAGAGCAUGAGAGAGAUUUAGUUAUACUUCAGUGUUUUAAGACAAGGAUGACUGGCGGAAAGUGGCAGGACAGGGUGAAGUCUGUGGAACAGAGGGCAUCAUCUUUUCAGUCUUCUCCUCUGUCCUGUCCAUACAAACCACGUCUCUCCCAGCCAUGGCAGCCGUCCUCUAUCUGGAGACUCUUCCCACGCCAGAAUGCAGCUAUUGGCUUUGCUCAGCACAUUAAACAGGAUGUGCACAUAUUUUCACUGGAGAAGGAAGGCAGUGAUGCUGGACAGAGGAUUUUCCUAGUGACCAGCUACAGUGAACUAUGGCAUUAUUACAGCACUCACAGACAGUCUCUGAUGCACUGCUAUGAAGUGAUUCUGGAAGGGGCUGUCUGCAAACUCUACUUUGACUUAGAGUUUCAUAAAGCCUCCAACACACAUUUGGAUGGAAAGAUGAUGGUUGCCAAACUAAUUCAGUACGUAUGUGAGAAGCUAGAGGAGGUGUAUGGUCUCCAUUGCUCUGCAAAAGAUGUCCUUGAUCUAGACUCCAGCACCUCUGACAAGUUUAGUCGUCAUCUUAUCUUCAUGCUUCCCAAUGCUGCAUUUAAAGACAACUCCCAUGUGGGGCGGUUUAUUCAUGAAAUCCUUCAUCCUGCCACGAACAACCUUCAUAAAAGCAGUCCAGAGGCACUAAGAAAGAAUAUGGAUGAUGUGGAGGGUUCUCAGGCCAAGAGAAGAAAGACUGAUAAGAAGGAUCUUGGCUUUCUAACAGUGAAUAAUGAAAAAGGACAAGAACAACUUUUUGUUGAUUUGGGUGUCUACACAAAGAACAGAAACUUCCGUCUCUACAAAUCCUCCAAACUGGGAAAGAAUGCAGCCUUCAUUGUGGCAGAGGACAACAAGUUUGUCCCGAAACCGUCCAAGCAAAUCACAAAAGAAGAGCGCAUAUUUCUAGCUUCUUUAAUCACCAACGUCAGUUUUACAGGACAGAGGAUAUUGACGUAUGAUAUGCCACAGAAGAGCACAGCAGGAUCUGAAUGUCCAACCCUGCAGAGAGAGUCACACAGCUCUGAUCUGUUGGGUGACCAGAAGACAUCCCCUUUUAAAGAAGUGGAUGAAUUUGUGCUCACACUUGUGCACAAGGAUGGCAUUCAAGGAAGCAUCCGGCGAUGGAACUACUUUGCAUGUGAACAGUUGCUGGUUUAUGACAUUGAGAAGUUCCGUUGGUGCCAUAAUGUGAAGCGUUUCCACAAGAGCAACAACAUCAUAAUUGUGGUGGAUCUUAAAGAUGAAGUGUGGUAUCAGAGGUGCCAUGACCCUGAGUGCAGAAGACAGAAUUACAGAUCCUCUAGCUUCCCUCUGCCUCAGGAGGUCUGCAUGAGCCACUUACUGAUGGAGGAUGAAGAGGAUCAGGCUUAUUUAACAGACGAGCUGGGGAACAUUGAGCUCGCAGUGACUGCUCCAGCAGAGUCCACCUCAACUGCCCCGUCUGAGGACACUGAGGGUUGGGGAGAAUGGGCCUGAUGACCCUGCUUAUCUGAGAGCUCUGGAGGAAGUAGAAGAAGAGCAGGACGAGGAGGAGGUACCUGAUGAGCUUCUGCUGCAGGCAGUCAAUGAGUGUGAAUGAUGACAGUUUAACCUGAAAGUCCAACAUUAGCUUAGUGCAGUACCUGAAGUUCAUGUGUGCAUUGAUC